Messenger RNA from Branchiostoma belcheri (Belcher's lancelet), 2030 nucleotides. RefSeq lists its product as uncharacterized. The record is from RefSeq and is a predicted model, not a curated record. NCBI's taxonomy places the organism in Eukaryota, Metazoa, Chordata, Leptocardii, Amphioxiformes, Branchiostomatidae. Gene Ontology annotation, biological process: toll-like receptor signaling pathway; immune response. Gene Ontology annotation, cellular component: membrane. Gene Ontology annotation, molecular function: transmembrane signaling receptor activity. The coding region runs from base 97 to 1551 and encodes 484 amino acids. The transcript has 4 exons.
CGCGUGCAAUCUAAACUGUUGAUCGUGUUUUAGUGCUGUUUUGCGUUGGUGACAAGUCACGAUACAUACUGAGGACGACGCAUACCAGCCCACACAAUGGUAGGGCUCGCAUUGGUGCUCAUCCUAUCGUCACUAGCAGUUCGGACUUGGUGCAGUAACGACUGCGCGCCUUGCGCGUGUCAGCCUGACGUCCAGGGGACCGUUGACGUGGACUGCAGCGGGCUGGGUCUCACCGAGCUCCCGCACAACAUUCCCAACAACACGGCCUACCUCGGCUUCAAGUACAACAACCUCACAACGCUAGACCUGGACGUACUUUGCAAGCUGAGACUCUUAGAAGGUGUAGACUUGUCAAAGAAUAAAAUAUCCUCAAUACAUGGCUCUUUUAGCUGCUUCGAAUAUCUAUCCCUAGACCUGUCGAAUAAUUCCUUGGAAACUCUUGACAGAAAGACAUUCGGGUUUUCCUUGAGGUGGCUUAAACAGGCCUUCUUGUUUAACAACCCGUGGAAAUGUGACUGCCAUUUGCUAUGGUUAAAGUUAGACAUACACAGAUACAAGAACAAGAUUCCAUCCAAGGAUGUUAGAUGCCAAAGCCCGUCAGGGUUGGAAGGGAAACUGUUGAAGGACGUCAAACCAGAGGACUUCGUCUGCCCUUUCCCAUUUUGGGCUGAGGUCUUAAUCGGUGUUGCCUGUGUGGUACUUUUUGUCGGCGUAGGAGUUACGCUAGGUUGUUGGUGGAGAAGAAAACAGAAGAAAAGGAAACGAAAACCAACAUUCUGCAAGGACGGGUGUGUACCAACAGCUACAUCUCUGAUACUAGAGUGGAAGUUUGCAGAAGGUUACAAUCCGGCGACAUGCCUGGUACACAUCACAGGUGGUGUCGUGGAGACACUGACCGUGCCAAGAGACCAGUGCGUGGACGGGACGUGGACACUACAAGUUUCAGAGGGCAUCACGUGUAAUACGGAGUACAACGUGCGUGUGACUGGAGGCACCGAGACAGACCUGGGACCUUCCAGUGACACCAUCUGUCUGGUGACCGUCGGUCCAGGACGACGUGAAGACAGUACAGAGUACGUAAAAGACUUCUGGAUCAUAGGCCACCAGGAUGACCGGAGUCGGAUAGAAAAACUCUGCAAAGCUCUUGAGAAACAUCACGAGCUGACUGGUGGGACGGACUACAGGGACAGUGAAGGCGGAGACAGUGUGUUCGAUAGCUUAGACAAUGCUAUCUCCACCUCGAAGAUAAUCAUUGUUGUCCUAAGCAAUAACACCAAAGGAGGGUGGGUCAAAUACAAGAUACAAACUGUCCGGCACUGUCUCAUGGACACCAAUGAGGAAGAACAGCAAACAAGCCGACGACUUAUACCAGUCAGACUCACACGAUGUGGAAAACCUCACUGUUUGCAGACUCUAGAAACGUUAGAUAAUGGGGACAAAUACUUUUGGAGAAAACUGCUGGCUACUUUCAACAAGGGCAGCUGCAAUGAAGACGACAGAACGACCGAAACUGCACCACUGGUUCAGAACAAUGGGCCACAUGUCGUCUGAUAUUUUUGCAUGACGAAAUCGAAAGUGAAAGGUGUGUCUGUUCUGUAGACAGACAAUGGUCUGCAUUAUUUAGUCAUGUCAAUGGAAUGUAGCUGUACGAAAGUGAAAGCUAUUUCUUAAAGAUUUCUGUGGUGCUGCUUAUGUUAUUCGGGAAAUUGUUGCAUUUCUGUGUACAAUAUUGUGAAUGGUUCCGGAAUGUUGCUAAAAUUACAUGUUGCCUUAAAUGUUGACAAUGGUUUAGAAAUUAAUUCCACCAUGUUAUCAGAUAGAAACGCAUGCUAUUAUACUGUUGUUGAUGACAUAGCGAAGAUAUAUGCAUAUUUCUAAUUUUAUUAGGCAAGCAUGCAAUAUGUGUACAUAACUAAGCUUUAAGCAAGUCAUUCAUACCCACCUAUUAUAUUAUGCAAUAUGCAUUACAUCCUUCUUAACAUAGGCACAUGCCAUGUGUAGUUAAUCCUUAUACCUUCUGCCCAUAAAUA